CUGCAGAGUGUCCAGAAAGACCUUGAUACUCGGUCUCACCAAUUAGAGGAGCUCGAGGCUGAAAGAUCCCGACUUGCCGUCAGAGAACAAGAGCUGAUGAAUGCAAUUGCUGAGUCUGACAACUUCCGCAUUCGUCAUGACCAAGCCAAGGAACGUCUCGAACGAGAAUUGGUAACCUUGAAGGGCAGACUCACAGCGUCUGAGAAUGAUAAUCGUGCCCUCCUUACCAAGAUUCAGCAAAAGAAUCUUGACAUAGCCAGGUCAACCUCAAGAGCAAGUGACAACCAACGGCUUCGUAUCACCAACCUUCAAAAGGAGAAGGCUAAGUUGGAAGAAGACAAUAAGAAGCUUACCCGUCAGCUUGGUGACCUUCACGUCUCAAUCACCUCCCUGGAGAAACAGAAGGAAAAGCUUUCUCUCAGCUUGGAGGACCUGAAUCACGAAGUCAACAGAGAGCACAAAGCCAGCCGUAACGCUGAGAAGGCCGCGUCUACAGCAGGAAUUCAGCUCGCGGAAGCCAACAGAAACCUGGAGACGGAAAGACAACUCCGCACACAGGCACAGACCAACACGCGUCAACUUCAGAACUCUCUUGAUGGUGCAAAUAAGGAGAUCGAAGAUUUGCAUCGUCAGCUGAUGCUGCUGCACAAGGUCGUGGAACCCGAGGCGGAUCCUUCUAAUUCAACGUGGGAGAAGGUACAGCCUGACCUCUCCAAAAAGAUCGACCUAGCCCAAUUACUUGAAGCCACCAGGAGCAGGCUGCAGGUAACCGAGGAGAAAUAUAGCAGGGCUGAGAGUCAAUUGGCGGAAAUGCGCCGUCGUCAUGGCGAUGAGAUGAAGGAGCUCGAUGCGCGAUAUGCGUCCUCGAAACGGGCAUUACUCGAGGAGAUCGACCAGAACCAGGUUGCCGGAAAUCAUACACCAACUCAUCUCCGAAAGAACUCCGAUAACAUUGCAAAGAAGUUUGGCACCCCCACGACUCCCAACCGGAAACUAAAUUUCAACGAAAUGGCAGACUCCGCUCGCUCCGAUAGGACCGUGGACACCGUAGGCUACCAGAAGCGGAUGGACAUGGCGGCAGAAAUCGAGGAGCUUCAAAACAAGCUUCAAAUAAGCGAAAUGCAAAACAAGCAUCUCCAGAAUCAGCUUGCUCAAGCAUCCCCAGCCCGCGAUAUUUGGCAAGAUGACUCUGUACGCCGAAUGCAGUUGCUUGAGCGUGAAAAUGGCCGUCUGCAUGAGCAGCUUGAUGAUUCAACAAGGAAGCUCUCUGCAAUGGAGAAGAGCAUCCAUACAGGAGAGCUCUCGCUCCGAGACAUCCAAGCCAAGUCCCACGAAGAGCUCUACGAUCUGAUCAACUCACAAGAGCAGUCGAGGAGAGCAUUGCUUCAGGUACAUAAGGAAACCAUGGCGGAGUUCGGUGACUCCAAGGCUCAACUGGAGAAACUCAAGCGUGCCAAGGCCACUUUGGAGGUAGAGCUACGUGACACCCGCUCCGAGUUCCAAGAGGUGCAAGAUGCACGGGAUCAGGAUGCCAUUAGCCGAAAUCAACUUCUCGAAGAGUUCUCUGAUCUUCAAAUCCGGCUUGAUGCGGAGACCUCAAAGUCCGCUGAUCUUGCGUCGAGUUUGAGUCUCUACAAGUCCCGAGCGGAUGAAUAUUUCAACAAGCUUGAGCAGGCAGAGAUCACUGUCCUCAAGGCCACUCGGGCUGAGCAGUUUGCCAAGACCCAAGCCCAAGAGGCCGAGGAUACUUGCGCUCAGAUCAUGGCCGAGCGGAAACAGAUGGACGCUCUCGUCGAAGACCUGCAACGCCAAACACAAUCUCUCGAGGCGCGAAUGGAGGAUCAGGCGGCAGAGCUACAAGCUGCCCUUCAGGCUAAGCAGCGUCUCCAAAACGAGCUUGAGGAUUACAGAAAUCAGCGUGCCAUUGACAUUGAGGACAAAGAAACCUCUAUGGAGCAGACCAGACAGAAGUAUCAGCGUGAAUUCUCAACCCUCAACAACGAGCUUGAGAUGGAGCGUGAGAAGGUGCUGAAUGUUCGCGGUGAAAAUGCCCGCCUGCGCGAGGAGCUCGAAGAUCUCCGCAGUAAGUGGGACAACGAGGUUCUGAACAGCUCAACCUGGGCGAAGGAGAAGGCCCGCAUGGACAUUAUGCUUCAGGAUGUGACGACCUCUCGUGAUGAGGCGGUAUCUGCGCACAACGAGGCUCAGAGCAAGGUCGUGUCAUUGCUAUCACAAGUCCGAACCCUGCGUACUUCGGUUGAUGACGUGACCGCAGAGCGCGACAUGCUACUUACAGAGAAGAAAACUCUGGAAACGCGCUUGGCUGAAGCCGGUGCAAGACUGGAAGACCUCGUCAAGGGAGAGAGUCCCUCCAUGCGCAAUGCCGCAAGCAUGGACCGUGAAUUACUAGAGCUGAAGUCCAAACUUGCUCAACAAGAAGAUGUUUCCGCUGCUGCUGUCGGCAAGAUGCGGCGCGCGGAGGCUCUGGUGAUGGAAAUGCAAAAGGAAGUUACUGCUGAGCGAGAGAAUAAUGCCCAACUCUUCAAAGACAAGGCUGCUCUCGAGAAGCAAUUGAAGGAAUCGCAGCUGCGUUGCGUCGACUUGGAAACCAAGAGCUACUCUUCUGGCAGCCAGGACGUACGCUUCCUGCAUAAAAGAAUCAAGGAGCUGGAAACACACCUUGAGGAGCAGGAGUCCAAGCAAAGUUCUGAACAACGCUCAUUGCGUAACGUUGACCGAACAGUGAAGGAUCUCCAGUCCCAGAUUGAGCGACGUGAUAAGAUGAAUGCACAGCUGAACGAUGACGUCACCAAGACACGCGCAAAGAUCGACCGACUCCUGCGCGACAUCGAGGAGCUGCAGCAAAGUGAAUCCGAGGCACAGCUUCAGGCGCGCCGAGCGGAACGAGAACUACGGGAAGAGCGAGAGAAGCUACUCCGGGUGGAGCGUGAACUGGAGGGCUGGAGGGGGCUCCGCGUUGAACGGGGCAGCGCAAUCGGACGGAUCGGCGCAUGGAGUGAUGCUGGAAGCAGACGGGGCAGCAGCGUGUACAACUCCGGCGACAUACCACAACGGAUGCCCAGCAACACGAAAGGCUUCUUGUAAGACUAUGACGACCUGGCAGAAUGACUCUACUACACAUCUGCCUCUUAACUAAUUCGAGACUCGGGCGCUAAAUCUUCAUCCAGGGCCUGAGCGACAACUUACGAACAUGACUUGAUUGAAGCCCAGCAUGGCUACGGAGUGUGAUUGGAUUUUGCGGCGUUUGGAUUUGGUUUCACAUGGUAUUUGAAUGAUGUGUCUGCGCACUUUGUUGAUCUUCAUAGGAACCGCUAUGCAGGUCCCUGAUGCAAUUUUUGAUGACUUCUGAUGGGAACCUACCUAUCGCAUGAUUGUAUACUUGAACGACUGCUUUUAUAUUCCUUCAGGCAGACCGCAGUAAUUGAAUAUGGC
Messenger RNA from Aspergillus uvarum CBS 121591, 3453 nucleotides. RefSeq lists its product as uncharacterized. The coding region runs from base 97 to 3105 and encodes 1002 amino acids. The record is from RefSeq and is a predicted model, not a curated record. The transcript has 2 exons. NCBI's taxonomy places the organism in Eukaryota, Fungi, Ascomycota, Eurotiomycetes, Eurotiales, Aspergillaceae.